Molecule: messenger RNA, 1617 nt
Organism: Labeo rohita (rohu)
Lineage: Eukaryota; Metazoa; Chordata; Actinopteri; Cypriniformes; Cyprinidae
Gene: tubb2
Product: tubulin, beta 2A class IIa
Exons: 4
Coding region: 110-1459 (449 amino acids)
Biological process (GO): microtubule cytoskeleton organization; mitotic cell cycle
Cellular component (GO): cytoplasm; microtubule
Molecular function (GO): GTP binding; structural constituent of cytoskeleton; GTPase activity
Source: RefSeq, a predicted model, not a curated record
UUGAUUGGCUGCCGGCGAGAGAGGAGAUCAGUGAUCAGUGAUAGAGAGGCAGAGCCGCAUCAGCUGCAGUGACACACGCCGCAUCCGCAUCCUUACAGCCAGCAGCACAAUGAGGGAAAUUGUACACAUUCAGGCCGGACAGUGCGGUAACCAGAUUGGUGCCAAGUUUUGGGAGGUGAUCAGUGAUGAACACGGUAUCGACCCCACUGGCAGUUAUCAAGGUGACAGUGAACUGCAGCUGGAGAGGAUAAAUGUUUAUUACAAUGAGGCAUCUGGAAACAAAUUUGUCCCUCGUGCCAUCCUGGUGGACCUUGAGCCUGGCACCAUGGACUCAGUCCGCUCUGGCCCGUUUGGACAAAUCUUCAGGCCAGAUAACUUUGUGUUUGGUCAAAGUGGAGCUGGGAAUAAUUGGGCCAAAGGCCACUACACAGAGGGAGCAGAGCUAGUGGACUCAGUUCUGGAUGUGGUACGUAAGGAGUCUGAGAACUGCGACUGCCUGCAGGGAUUCCAGCUCACCCAUUCCCUGGGCGGAGGCACCGGGUCUGGCAUGGGCACUCUCCUCAUCAGCAAGAUCCGUGAGGAGUACCCUGACCGUAUCAUGAACACUUUCAGCGUCAUGCCUUCCCCCAAAGUAUCAGACACAGUGGUGGAGCCCUACAACGCUACGCUCUCGGUGCACCAACUGGUGGAGAACACCGACGAGACCUUCAGCAUCGAUAACGAAGCACUCUACGACAUUUGCUUUCGCACACUUAAACUUACCACUCCUACUUACGGUGAUCUGAACCACCUUGUAUCAGCAACCAUGAGCGGAGUCACCACCUGCCUGCGAUUCCCAGGUCAACUUAAUGCCGACCUCCGCAAGCUGGCAGUCAACAUGGUGCCCUUCCCUCGCCUCCACUUCUUCAUGCCCGGAUUUGCGCCCCUGACAAGUCGCGGUAGCCAGCAAUACCGUGCUCUCUCAGUUCCAGAGCUAACACAGCAGAUGUUUGAUGCCAAGAACAUGAUGGCAGCCUGCGACCCACGCCAUGGCCGCUACCUCACAGUGGCAGCCAUCUUCCGUGGCCGCAUGUCCAUGAAGGAGGUGGAUGAGCAGAUGCUGAGUGUCCAGAACAAGAACAGCAGCUAUUUCGUGGAAUGGAUCCCAAACAACGUCAAGACGGCAGUCUGCGACAUCCCACCACGUGGGCUCAAAAUGUCCGCCACGUUCAUCGGCAACAGCACAGCUAUUCAAGAGCUGUUCCGCAGGAUUUCAGAGCAGUUCACCGCCAUGUUCAGACGCAAGGCUUUCCUGCACUGGUACACUGGCGAGGGAAUGGAUGAGAUGGAGUUCACAGAGGCAGAAAGCAACAUGAAUGACCUGGUCUCUGAGUACCAGCAGUACCAAGACGCCACUGCUGAUGAAAUGGGCGAGUAUGAGGAGGACGAUCUUGAAGAUGAGGAAGACGCUCGCCAUUGAGACAGCUGACAGCCAUGUAGUUUUCACAGUCAUUGCUUUUAGUUGAUCUGAAAAUUUCCAUAGGAAUGCAAACAGUGCCGCUACGCCAUAAUUCAAAAAGGUGCUACUGUGUUUAAUUGAUGAUCAAGAAAGAUAAACGUGAAGUGUCAUUCAGUAAA